Messenger RNA from Colletotrichum gloeosporioides, 792 nucleotides. Its product is annotated as Oxidase ustYa. NCBI's taxonomy places the organism in Eukaryota, Fungi, Ascomycota, Sordariomycetes, Glomerellales, Glomerellaceae. Gene Ontology annotation, biological process: mycotoxin biosynthetic process. The record is from RefSeq and is a predicted model, not a curated record. The coding region runs from base 1 to 792 and encodes 263 amino acids. The transcript has 4 exons.
AUGGACAUGUCAGAGGCAAAGUACGCCAACCUCCACCUCGAGGACGACGACCGCAGCAGCACCGAGGUCGAGGAGUCGCUCAUCGGCGGCGGCGACGACAAGUACACCCGCGACUUCGCGAGGCCGCAGAAGAGGAGGAACCGGUGUCUCAGCAUGCUCAACUCGUCGCGGUGGUUCGUCGACACGAUACUGCUGCUCGUCAUCCUCGGCCUGCUCGUCCGCGAGAGGAUGGACAAGCCCCCCGUCAACCCCUGGGACUUUGGCGGCGACCUGACGGGCGUCAGCGGCCACUUCCCUCAGCAGAUCAAGAAGUUCGAGAUGGACUACGAGGGCAAGUACGCCCCCAACGACACGUCAAAGUUCUUUACCGACGAGGUGCUCAACAACUGGAACGAACUGAUGCCGAUUGGCAUGGGUUUCCAAUGGGUCAACGACACGCACAAGUACCACGACCUGCCCACCCCCAUCGUCUGGCCCGAGAAGACCGUCUUCACCACCUCCAUCACCCACCAGCUUCACUGCCUGUUCGCCGUCGUCCAGACCUACUCCGGUCUCAAGUCCGGCCACGAGAUCCCCGACGACCACCACUGGCACAUGAUCCACUGCUUCUCGUACCUCAGAGAAACCAUCAUGUGCAGUGCUGACAUGGCGCUGGAGGGUCUCGAGACCACCUUCCCCGACCACAACGGUGGCUCCGACGGUUGGGACUCGAAGCACGUGUGCAAGGAUUAUAAUGCGGUCAAGACCUACCUGGAGAGCGUCAGGGCGUACGACGAUAGAGAAAUCUUCUAA